UGUCAGAAAAACACUAACAAACACUCUCCACCAAGCACAGCUUUACAUAAUACAUACCUACCUACCUACAACAAUUUCACUGUUCCUUAAUAUUGAAUCUAAAAGAUAGAUUUACUCCAAAUAACUGAUCAGGACUCAUCGUUCAUUUACUUUUUACAAGAUUUGUUAUUAACAUUCCCAACCAACCUAGCACUUGCCCCAAUCCCUCAGGAAUAAAUCAAUACCUCCGCUGCUUGCCCUCAGCCUCGCACUUAGCUGGACACCCGGAGUCUACCUAUUCUAGAGAGCAAGCAUGUCAGCUAUGGACGGCGGACCACCAGGAAACAAUCAACAAGAAGAAGAAAUUCCGGCAUAUCAACGUAUCGCACCCAGCAUAUUUGUACCUGCGCAUACAGAUUUUACACAGCCGCCACCGGAUUUGCCGUCAGAUCCAAGCCAGUUACGCAACGAGAUGCUCGCUCGUAUCGAUGAGCAUGCGGAUGCUGUGCAAGACAACAUCUAUUACAUGCUCAACCGUGAAAAAAGACGCAUCCACCAGGAAUGCCGCCAGAGAGACGCGUAUUUCCCACAACACCUUCAGGUGAAACCGGGUCUGGCGGAGAGUGAAGAACACUGGAUCCCCGACAACGGGAUGGAGUUGGACGAGAUUCUUUUCAUUAGAUCCUUCUGUCCCGAGCCGAAGCAAGGCCCUUACGAGGUGCCGCCCUUGUUCACGCACAAUCAAUGUUUGCACCUACAGACUGACGAGAGAUUCGGGGAGCCGCCGCGCAAGUCGGCCGAGAAGAUGUUGCUAAAUCUGGUGAAGCAUGGUGUUCAGAACCUCGAGGGACUAGCGCAACACGUGAAAAACGUAAAAGAUGCUAAGAGCAAGGAACUAGAGAAUGAGAUGCUAUCGAAGACACUUGGUUCUAUGGGAGUUGCUCCUGCUGAUAGGAUGGAUAUCAGCUAACGAUGCAUGGAGUAUCAAUGUACAAUAAUGGUUCCGCGUGAUAUGGACACUCGCGAUGCGCAA
Messenger RNA from Hypoxylon fragiforme, 1012 nucleotides. RefSeq lists its product as uncharacterized. Lineage: Eukaryota; Fungi; Ascomycota; Sordariomycetes; Xylariales; Hypoxylaceae. The coding region runs from base 293 to 949 and encodes 218 amino acids. The record is from RefSeq and is a predicted model, not a curated record. The transcript has a single exon.